AUGACAGGCUUCGACGUUGAACAAGUCCUUGAACAAUUAACCACAACGGAAAAAAAUGGCGUCAUUGAUUCAAAUGACCUUUGGAGUGCUGAUGGUCGGCAUAGGUUGGGAGUGCCAUCGUUGAGAUUCUCCGAUGGCCCAACUACACAGAGUACGAUACUUUUAGACGGUGCUUCUCGUGCCGUUUCACCCUGUGGAAGAACACCGGAAUCGGCCUUUGACAAUGAAGUGUGGAAUGAAGCUGAUGAAAUAGCCGGUGUUGAGGCGAAAUACAAAAACUCAUAUGGUGAUGUCUGUCCAGCCACCAAUAUUCAAAGAGGUGUACUGGUUAGUAGAGGGUUUGGAUCCUUCCACGGAGAUCCUUAUUUGACAGAUGUUACAAGCUCGAGAGAUAACCUAUGCUUACAGAGCCAGCAAUUUGUUGCCACUAGAAGUCAUUGCAUGGGUAACAGUUUGGAGAGUGCAAGGGAUUCUUCUGGCUCGCUCUUCACAAGCCCAACCUCACGUCAAUCCUCAACUGCCUUUGGCAGAAAUAGAAGGUCCAGAAAUGGUUGCUUAGAAUGUCGAAAGAGACGAACAGGUUGUGAUGAGAUCAAACCGUGCUGCACUCGGUGUUCUAAGAAAGGACUUCAAUGUAAAUAUCAGUUCAAAUUGAAGUUUAAAGAGGAUUACGAUUUAAGGGGGAUUAUGUUUGGUCGAGAGGGACUAUCAUACAAUGAAGAUACUUCCAAAAAAUCAGGGAUCAACACUAUAGCUGACUUCACCAAGCUGGCUUCUGAUGCACACUACCAGGCUUAUCCUGAUGGCUCAGCUUUUCACUUCAUUAAUGCUCAGAUCGGUACUUUCCACCAUCAAAACGGAAUACUUGGACCAAGAGCUCUAUACCCAACUUCUUUUAUCCCUUUCGACGUUAAGGAACAUUUAUCCUCGCAAACAGACUCCUACAACUAUGCACUUAGUUAUUACAUGGAAAGAGUGGCACCAAUCUUCACACCCCUUGGAGUAUCAGGUGUCCUUGAACUAUCUCCAGGUUGCAGUGUGAAACUGAGUGCCGGUUUAGAUCUCACACAGUUGAUUAGGUAUUCCCAGUCACAUACUAACGUUUUCCAAAUCCUGCUAGCUGUUGGUGCUGGCUACUUGGGGAAUAUGAAAGAUAUGUCCAAUCGUCAGUACUGGACUGAGGAAGGUAAAAGGUUUAGGAAGGGUGCGAUGAAACGAUUACAACACAAAUUUCAAACAUUGGAACUGGCUACUGGUGAUAAGAGUACUCUUAAUGAGAUCUUGAUAUCAACCUUUUUACUCUGCUUAUACGACUUGGCGAAUGAUUGUCAUGAAAACUGGUCUUCAAACAUCAAAAUAGCAUCUGCAUUGAUUUCAGAGUUCCCAAUAUGUGCAUCUACAGAGAUGGAAAGGAAGCUGCUGAGUUUCGUCUGCGAUUUCUUUGUAUACCAGGAAUCUAUGGGCAGAACCGUUUGUAAGAAGACGAGUAUAUUCACCCCUGAAUUGACUGAAUUAGGUGAUUCCAAGGAUACACGGGGCUUAACUAAAUGGACAGGCUGUAACUUCAAACUUGUGGAAAUAAUCUCUGAUAUUACUGACCUAUCUUAUGAGAGAGCCUUGCCUAGUGAAGUUAUUACACCAACGAACUUCAUGGAGAUGGUUAGCUCAAUUGAAGAGAACUUGGAGUCUCUCAAGUUGCAGGUCCCAAAUAAUUUGGAAACCAGUGAAGAAUUCUGUUUCCUAUUGGGCUGUGAGACUAAACGAAUAGCUACGAGAUUAUAUCUACACUGUUCAAUUUUGAAUAAGACACCAAAAGACCGUUUAGUGACGCAGCUGGUUGCAGAGAUUCACGGUUACUUGAAGACAAUAAUCCAGGAGAAUGGGUACAUGUGGUCUUUUCUUAUUUGGCCUCUGUUUAUUAUGGCAUGUGCAAUCGACCCAUGGAACGAUAAAUGUGAUCAACUUCGCUAUUUUGUGCUGGAAUGCUUCGAUAUGUUAGAGAAUAAAACGCUGGGGAAUGUCAAUAAGACUAGACAGAUAAUCAUUGAUCUAUGGAACAAGAGAGAUCUAUCAACAAGUGGUAAUGAACGAUUGAACAAGUCCUGUGAUGGAAAUGGAUUGCUGGGAUCUAUAAACGACUGGGAGUUCUACGUUGCAGAUAAAGGGCUGAACAUUUCUUUGGGUUAA
Molecule: messenger RNA, 2187 nt
Organism: Williopsis jadinii
Lineage: Eukaryota; Fungi; Ascomycota; Saccharomycetes; Phaffomycetales; Wickerhamomycetaceae
Product: Zn(II)2Cys6 transcription factor
Exons: 1
Coding region: 1-2187 (728 amino acids)
Biological process (GO): positive regulation of transcription by RNA polymerase II; carbohydrate metabolic process
Cellular component (GO): nucleus
Molecular function (GO): zinc ion binding; transcription cis-regulatory region binding; hydrolase activity, hydrolyzing O-glycosyl compounds
Source: RefSeq, a predicted model, not a curated record